ACCUUCUACGCGGAGCUAGACCGGAGUUAAAGGGCAUCAUCGGGUUGGUUCUAAUCGGUUCUCCGCCCCACCUUCGACUUUUCUUCGGAGCCACCAGCGCACUGGCCAUUAUUCAUUACAUCAGCCAUCGAGAGUAAAGCAGAUUAGGCCGGCGUCAUCGUUCGCAACUCUUCUUCUCUCCUACUGGAUUUCAUCCAUCUUCCGGCAACUUCCUUUGUCGCUCCUAAUUUCUGCUCUUUUUCUCGUCGAGCGCAGCCAUGUCGUUCACCAUCACUCUCCGUCGAGGACCUGCGCGCCUGGCGCCGAGGUUGCCAGAGCUCGCGAAAUCCUCCUUCCGAACACCCGCCCGAGCAUUCCAUCAGUCCUCAGCCAGAUCGUCCAAGUUCUUCACGCCGCGGACGGUCUUCACACCGACCCUCCUGCGUGCCACAUUCCGAAGCGCUCUCGUACAGCCGUCGAGAACCUAUAUCCAGCCAUCCGCUCCUUCCGUAGCCGACUCUGGCUCGAACCUGCGCAAGCUACUGACGGCUGGUGCAAUUUUCGGCGGUACUCUCGUCGCCAUCAACGCCGUCUUCAACCGCGAGACCCGAGAGGAUGGCGGCAUGCCAUACUUUGAGCGAUACUACCUAAACUCUACUUUCCUCCACACGGGCCUCGGCAUCGGCAUAAUCGGCCUCACGGCACGGCAGAUGGUCCAGACCGGUUUCGUCUAUAGGUUGAUGGUAACAAACCCGUGGGUUGUGGCUAUUGGUGGGUUAGCCCUCAGCUUUGGUACUAUGCUGGGGACUCGGGCCAUCGACCCCGACAACUACGUGCCCAAGUACGCCCUCUGGGCCGCCUUCAACGCCACCCAGGCUGCCUUCGUUGCCCCUCUCAUCGCCGUCGUUCCCGGCGCGCUGAUCGCUCGUGCCGGUCUCUACACCGUCGCCAUGAUGGGGUCCAUCUCCUUCGUCGGCGCCACUGCGAAGCAGGAGAAGUACAUGUACAUCGGUGGUCCACUCCUAGCCGGUGCCGCCAUCGUUGCCGUCUCCGGCCUCGCCCCUCUCGUCAUCCCCGCCACGGCUGUCCGGACGUUGGCGUUCACGGAAAACAUCUGGCUGUACGGUGGGCUAGCGGUCUUCGGAGGGUUCACGCUAUACGACGUCCAGAAGGUCCUUUACCACGCGCGCCUAGCUGAGCAGGGUAUCAUCAAGAAGGACCCAGUGAACGAGAGCAUAUCCCUCGAGCUCGACUUCCUGAACAUCUUCAUCCGCAUGGUCCAGAUCUUGAUGCUGCAACAGAGCCGCAGGAAGUGAAGGAGGAGAAUACUUUGGGGAGGUCUAUGAGGUCGAAAGAGGUGUUACAAAGGAGAAAUGCUAUCCGGUGGGGGGAGUUAAGAUCAAGGCUUAUUAAGAAACGGGCUGUUACAAACAUGACUAGGUUGCUGGGCAUCGAUCGAUUCGAGGCGUCGGA
Durotheca rogersii is the source of this 1452-nucleotide messenger RNA. RefSeq names its product inhibitor of apoptosis-promoting Bax1-domain-containing protein. Gene Ontology annotation, cellular component: mitochondrial inner membrane. NCBI's taxonomy places the organism in Eukaryota, Fungi, Ascomycota, Sordariomycetes, Xylariales, Xylariaceae. Bases 258 to 1295 code for a protein of 345 amino acids. The transcript has 2 exons. The record is from RefSeq and is a predicted model, not a curated record.